AUAAUUUGGUGACAUAUGAAUUCUGAAAUUGUAGAAGGGCAGUUGAACUGCAAAAUCACUGGAUACAGCAUACUACAGUGAAUGGGAAUAUUUUAGACAUAUAACUGCAGUUAUACAGUGUUACUUCAACUUGCACAAGUAGGCUCUGAAGAUACUUACAUUUAUAUCAGAGAAAAACCCUCAUGCAGAGUUUCAACAUGCCUAUGAGACACUGUGCAGUAUUCUACUCUGAUAGCCAAUUGGGACAAGGCAUAUCAUAAGAUCUUCCAAUCAGUUUUGACAAAGCCUGUCUGUCCACUGUAUCGUGGAACUAUAAAUAGCCCCACCCACCGAAUUUGGUAUCACACUGACUUCUUACUACAGACUCCUAAAGGUCUGCCUGUAAGUGUUGAACUAAAAGAAGAUUCAUUUUCUCCGCACCACAUCUUGAAUCUUCUCAGCUUAAACAUGCGUGAGUGCAUCUCCGUCCACGUGGGUCAGGCUGGAGUCCAGAUUGGCAAUGCCUGCUGGGAGCUCUACUGCCUGGAGCAUGGGAUCCAGCCGGAUGGACAGAUGCCCAGUGACAAGACCAUUGGAGGAGGAGACGACUCCUUCAACACCUUCUUCAGUGAGACUGGGGCUGGAAAGCAUGUCCCCAGGGCUGUGUUUGUGGACCUGGAGCCCACAGUUAUUGAUGAGGUGCGUACUGGGACCUAUCGUCAGUUAUUCCAUCCUGAACAGCUCAUCACUGGCAAAGAGGAUGCUGCCAACAACUACGCUCGUGGACACUACACUAUUGGCAAAGAGAUCAUCGACCUGGUGCUGGACAGGAUCCGCAAACUGGCUGACCAGUGUACAGGCCUUCAAGGCUUCCUGGUUUUCCACAGCUUUGGAGGUGGCACCGGCUCUGGUUUCACUUCCCUGCUGAUGGAGCGCCUGUCUGUUGACUAUGGCAAGAAGUCCAAGCUGGAGUUCUCCAUCUACCCAGCUCCCCAGGUGUCCACAGCUGUGGUGGAGCCCUACAACUCCAUCCUGACCACCCAUACCACCCUAGAGCACUCUGACUGUGCCUUCAUGGUGGAUAAUGAGGCUAUCUAUGACAUCUGCCGUAGGAACCUCGACAUUGAGCGUCCUACCUACACCAACCUCAACAGGCUCAUUAGCCAGAUCGUUUCUUCCAUCACUGCUUCCCUUCGAUUUGAUGGUGCCCUCAAUGUUGAUCUGACAGAGUUCCAGACCAACUUGGUGCCCUACCCCCGUAUCCAUUUCCCUCUGGCCACCUAUGCUCCAGUUAUCUCUGCAGAGAAGGCUUACCAUGAGCAGUUAACUGUCUCUGAAAUAACCAAUGCCUGCUUUGAACCAGCCAAUCAGAUGGUGAAGUGUGACCCUCGCCACGGCAAGUACAUGUCAUGCUGCCUUCUGUACCGUGGUGACGUGGUACCCAAAGAUGUCAAUGCUGCCAUUGCCACCAUCAAGACCAAACGUUCCAUUCAGUUUGUUGACUGGUGUCCAACUGGCUUCAAGAUUGGCAUCAACUAUCAGCCUCCCACUGUAGUCCCUGGUGGAGACCUGGCCAAAGUCCAGAGGGCUGUGUGCAUGCUGAGCAACACCACUGCUGUGGCAGAGGCCUGGGCUCGGCUUGACCACAAGUUUGACCUGAUGUACGCCAAACGUGCCUUUGUGCACUGGUAUGUGGGUGAGGGCAUGGAGGAGGGAGAGUUUGCUGAGGCCAGAGAGGACAUGGCAGCCCUGGAGAAAGAUUAUGAAGAGGUGGGACGUGACAGUGGUGAAGGAGAUGAGGACGGGGAAGAGUAUUAGAAAUGUCCGUCUUUCUUUCUCUGUCUUUCAAACUCUUUAUGACCCUCUUCUUUCCUUUCUCUUUUCCAUAUAUCCACCUUUACCUUUUCAUUCUCCCUUUCCAUAGAUCCACCUUUAUCUUUUCAUUCUCCCAUUCCAUAUAUCCACCUUUAUCUUUUCAUUCUACCAUUCCAUAGAUCCACCUUUAUCUUUUCAUUCUCCCUUUCCAUAGAUCCACCUUUACCUUUUCAUUCUCCCUUUCCAUAUAUCCACCUUUAUCUUUUCAUUCUCCCUUUCCAUAGGUCCACCUUUAUCUUUUCAUUCUCCCAUUCCAUAUAUCCACCUUUAUCUUUUCAUUCUGCCUUUCUAUAUAUCCACCUUUAUCUUUUCAUUCUCCCAUUCCAUAUAUCCAUCUUUAUCUUUUCAUUCUCCCUUUCUAUAUAUCCACCUUUACCUUUUCAUUCUCCCUUUCCAUAGAUCCACCUUUACCUUUUCAUUCUCCCUUUCCAUAGAUCCACCUUUAUCUUUUCAUUCUGCCAUUCCAUAUAUCCACCUUUACCUUUUCAUUCUGCCAUUCCAUAUAUCCACCUUUACCUUUUCAUUCUCCCUUUCCAUAGAUCCACCUUUAUCUUUUCAUUCUCCCUUUCCAUAUAUCCACCUUUAUCUUUUCAUUCUCCCAUUCCAUAUAUCCACCUUUAUCUUUUCAUUCUCCCUUUCCAUAGAUCCACCUUUAUCUUUUCAUUCUCCCAUUCCAUAUAUCCACCUUUAUCUUUUCAUUCUGCCAUUCCAUAUAUCCACCUUUAUCUUUUCAUUCUGCCUUUCUAUAUAUCCACCUUUAUCUUUUCAUUCUCCCAUUCCAUAUAUCCACCUUUAUCUUUUCAUUCUGCCUUUCCAUAGGUCCACCUUUAUCUUUUCAUUCUCCCAUUCCAUAUAUCCACCUUUAUCUUUUCAUUCUGCCUUUCUAUAUAUCCACCUUUAUCUUUUCAUUCUGCCUUUCUAUAUAUCCACCUUUAUCUUUCCAUUCUGCCAUUCCAUAGAUCCACAUGUUCUAUUAUUUCCAUCCACUACACUCCUAACCUCAGCCAAAAAGCACUUUAAUUUUGACAAGAAAUGUAUAUUGUAUGGAAAACUACAUGUUUACUUUUCGUAAUUUUCAGGUUCCCCUUUAGAGGUGUUCAUACCAUUAGUUUAUAAUCCUCUCCCUUAUGUGUAUUCUUAUAUUGGUGGCUUAGACAAAUUCAUUGGAUUCUAGGAACACUGUUAACAAUCACACAAUUUCAAAUAAUGUCUAUCAGUGGAGGCUGCUGAGGGGACGACAGCUCAUAAUAAUGGAUGGAAUGGAGUGAAUGGAAUGGUACCAACCACAUGGAAACCACGUGCUUGAUGUGUUUGAUACCAUUCCAUUGACUCCAUUCCAGACAUUAUUAUGAGCUGUCCUCCCUCAGCGCUGCUGUCUAUUAUGGAUUCAUAAUAAUCUAUAAAUAUGUUUUUUUAACUACUAACAUAAAGAACUUAAAGUUUAAAUAAUUUCAGUAUUGAACUUUGUCAUGAGACCUUUUCUUUAAGAGUGGUGCUUGUGUUUGUUAGUUUGCUCUGCAACCUAACCACUUUCAUGUCUAGAGGGCAGUGUCGUGCAAUAAAUACAUGUCCAUUUCCUUCUGUGAA
Messenger RNA from Salmo salar (Atlantic salmon), 3441 nucleotides. Its product is annotated as tubulin alpha-1C chain. Gene Ontology annotation, molecular function: GTP binding; structural constituent of cytoskeleton. NCBI's taxonomy places the organism in Eukaryota, Metazoa, Chordata, Actinopteri, Salmoniformes, Salmonidae. Gene Ontology annotation, biological process: microtubule-based process. The record is from RefSeq and is a predicted model, not a curated record. Gene Ontology annotation, cellular component: microtubule.